This is a messenger RNA of Emiliania huxleyi CCMP1516, 1599 nucleotides long. RefSeq lists its product as hypothetical. NCBI's taxonomy places the organism in Eukaryota, Haptophyta, Isochrysidales, Noelaerhabdaceae. The transcript has a single exon. The record is from RefSeq and is a predicted model, not a curated record. Gene Ontology annotation, molecular function: racemase and epimerase activity, acting on amino acids and derivatives. Bases 1 to 1599 code for a protein of 532 amino acids.
AUGGGCUGCACGCACUCCAAAGAGCAUUCGACGGCGAACAAGCCACCAGCUGUCGGAAUCCUGCGCUGCCACGGGGCGCGGUGGAUGCCGGCGCAGGCAGUGGUGGGCACCAACUCGUACCUGUUUCGCACGGUGCAUGCCGAGGUGAAGGGUCUUCGCUACCUAGACGUUCGAGCGGGUAAGGAGCUGUCGGUGUCGCAGAAGAAGGCGCUGAAGGAAGCUGUCAAGGAGCUCGACGCGGAGGGCGUUGUCGCAAUCACCGGAGACUGCGGGUCUUUCGUCCACUACCAAACGGCGGUGCGGAGGAUGACCAAGACACCAGCCGUGCUGUCGCCGCUGUUGCAGGCCCCGCUGCUCGCGACAAUGUACAUGAAGGAGGAGACCAUACUCGUCCUAACGAACGACAGCAGCGACUACGACCAGGCUGCGCUUGAAAGCAACCUUGUCGAGAUUGGGCUGUCCCAGGAGGACGCGGAACGCUUCGUCAUCCAGGGUCUGCAGCACAUCGAAGGGUUUUCCACUUCGGAGGUUGCGGAUAUGAGCGACGAGCGAACAUGGGCCAUGGUCGACACCUCCGAGAGGCUCCGCUUGGAGAUUAUGAGCACCAUUGAGGCCGCGAAGAAGGCCAACCCAUCCUUGCGCGCCAUUCUGCUCGAGUCGACGCUGCUACCCUCCUUUAGCGACUCGAUGCGCCAGACGCGCGGCGUUCCUGUUUUUGAUGCAAUCACGCUCGCAGACUACCUUGCGGCAGCGUCGACCGACAACCCUCGCUUCGGCAGCAACAUCGACGCCAGCGUGUGGUCCUCUGCAAUGGAGCGCGCCAAUGUGAUGGACGAGCUGUCCCAGAGGGCCACCCCAGCCAUCGGCAUCCUCCGCAUCGACUACUCGUAUCCCCCGGCGCCCGGCGACGUCGACUACCCCGGGUCCUACUACUAUCGCACAGUGCAGGAGGUGGCCGCCGGCCUCACCUUUGAGGCGGCGCAGGAAGGAAGGCCGCUGACCGCGCAGCAGCGCGAGGCGAUGGAGGGUGCGAUCCGGAGGCUCGAGGCGGCGAAGGGCGUCGUGGGAAUAACGGGCGACUGUGGGUUCCUCAUGAACUACCAGGUGGAUGCGCGACGCAUGUCCCACCUGCCGUGCUUCAUCUCGGCCAUGAUGCAGUGCCACAUGCUCGCCGCCUCCUUCGCCGCCGACGAGGAGUUCCUCGUCCUCACCGCCAACGGCAAGUCGCUCGCGCCAAAAUUCGGCGAGAUGCUCUCGCUUGCACACGUCACUAGGCCAGAGGACCAGGCGCGCUUCCACAUCCUCGGCUGCGAGGACGUGGACGGCUUCGACGCAGUCGCCAAGGGAGAGGCGGUCGACGUCGCGCGCGUCACGCCGGGCAUCGUGGCCCUCGCCAAGGCGGCGGCGGCGAGGAGGCCGAAGGUGCGCGCAGUCUUGCUCGAGUGCACCGAACUCCCGCCGUACGCCGACGCGCUGCGGCACGCGCUCCGCAUCCCAGUGCUCGACGCCAUCACGCUGGUUGAUUUUGUGCACUCCGCGAGCACCGACAACCCCGCCUUUGGCGUCGACUUCCAGAAGAGCUCAAAGGUCUUUGUCUGA